Messenger RNA from Nilaparvata lugens (brown planthopper), 1194 nucleotides. RefSeq lists its product as uncharacterized. Gene Ontology annotation, molecular function: 4-alpha-hydroxytetrahydrobiopterin dehydratase activity. The record is from RefSeq and is a predicted model, not a curated record. Gene Ontology annotation, biological process: tetrahydrobiopterin biosynthetic process. The transcript is spliced from 4 exons. Lineage: Eukaryota; Metazoa; Arthropoda; Insecta; Hemiptera; Delphacidae. The coding region runs from base 88 to 1092 and encodes 334 amino acids.
UUUUUAAUGUUGCCAGAUUGUUUUUCAACAAUAUGGAAAUAAAAUUAAUGGUUGGGACGUUUACUAGAAGCAUCCCAGUUGAGUGGAAUGGUUCCAGUAAAACCGAUUACUCUGAAUGAAUUGGAAUCUAAUGGGUGGGUAGCAUCAAAAAACAAGAAACAGUUGAAAAAGUCGUUUGAAUUUGAGAGUGGAAAUAGCGCAAUUUGUUUCAUAAAUUGCACUAGCAAGGUGCUUGAAAAAGAACCGAUUCUUAAUAUGCCUCAAAUAACACUGCAGAUAAAAACAGUUACAGUAGUUUUGGCAUCGAAAGAUCAAGAAGAAAAAGUUGAUAGUACGAUGUACAAAACGGCUUAUAUGAUUGAUGGCGCAGCACCCAGUGUUACUGGAAAAGAUCGAUCUCAAACAAAACCAGCAGGAAAUGAUAACCCACAAUCUCAGAAGAAUCAAGAUAAUAAACCCCAAAAUCAAAGUAAACAAAAUGAUAACCCACAAUCUCAGAAGAAUCAAGAUAAUAAACCCCAAAAUCAAAGUAAACAAGACGAUAAACCACAACCACAAGAUAAUAAUGACAACAAAACACAGAACCUCGGGAAAAACGAUAAUAGAGACAAUAAGCUCGAAGCUCCAAAGAACAAUGACAAUAGACAACAGAAUUUGAGAAAAGAAGACAAUAUACCGGAAGCUAAAAAGAACGAUGAUAACAAACUACAGAAUUCGAGGAAAGAAGAUACUAAACCCGACGCUCGAAAACCUGAAGCUAGAAAUAACGAUGAUAAUAAACAACAGAAUUUGAAGAAAGAAGAUACUAAACCCGACGCUCGAAAACCAGAAGCUAAAAAGAACGAUGAUAAUAAACUACAGAAUUUGAGGGAAGAAAAUACUACACCUGAAACUCAAAAGAAAUAUGAAAAUAAAUCAAACGCUCAGGGUAAGAAUGACAACAGAACAAAUGUUGAUAAGAACAAUAAUAGUGAGCCAAAAACUAAUCGGAACGAUAGGGACGAAUCGCUAAGUGAUGAUGAUGAUGAUGAUGAUGAUGAUGAUGAAGACAAUGACGAUGACUCAAGAAAUAAACCAUGCUACUUCUAUUGAAUCUAUACGAACUAUUACUGUAUGAUUUGGCUAUUUCUAAUGACUGUACUGUACGACUUGCCAAUUCAUAUUGAGUGUACAAUUGAAAACAAUUAAAAUGAC